Lolium perenne is the source of this 771-nucleotide messenger RNA. RefSeq names its product small ribosomal subunit protein uS8my. The record is from RefSeq and is a predicted model, not a curated record. Gene Ontology annotation, molecular function: structural constituent of ribosome. Gene Ontology annotation, biological process: translation. NCBI's taxonomy places the organism in Eukaryota, Viridiplantae, Streptophyta, Magnoliopsida, Poales, Poaceae. Gene Ontology annotation, cellular component: ribosome.
UGCUCAUUGCCUUGUGCCCUGCUUCCAUCCCUCUGGUUCGCGAGCGCCGGCGGCGGCUUUGGUAGAGACGGCAGAGAGCGCAGCGAGCUAGGGCUAGAAGAGGCGAGGAGAUCCAGCCAUGGGGCGAAGGAUCCUCAACGACGCGCUGCGCACCAUGGUGAACGCGGAGCGGCGCGGGUUUGCGACGGCGAAGCUCCAGCCCAUCUCCGGCGUCAUGAUCUCCUUCCUCAACAUCAUGAAGCACCGAGGUUACAUAAAAAAUUUCGAGGUCUUCGAUCCACACAGGGUGGGAAAAAUUACUGUGGAACUUCAGGGGAGGAUUAAAGACUGCAAAGCUCUUACUUACAGACAGGACCUCAGAGCUACGGAAAUAGAAAAAUACAGAACUCGGAUGCUUCCAACACGGCAGUGGGGCUAUGUUGUGGUGACCACUCCAAAUGGUGUUUUAGAUCACGAAGAAGCAAUUAGGCAGAAUGUAGGUGGCCAGGUCCUCGGUUACUUCCAUUGAGAAGGACAUAAUUAUCUCUUGCUGAAUCAGCCCGUGGGGUGUGCCUUGUUAUCUUUCUGCUAUGACUGAACUCAUGUUGUUUGGAUUUUUAAGCUUGUUGUUUUUUGGUCAUGACCAACAGAAAUAUGCGAUUACAUGUGAAAAGUAUGUCUCACGACACUAACAUAAAAGUGUAAUCCUUCUCCAGGACAGAUAUUUAUGUAGGUGUAAUGCACCCCUGUACUUGGAAAUAAACGAGUAGACCCUAGUUGGGGCAUCUUUUA